Molecule: messenger RNA, 5512 nt
Organism: Gadus morhua (Atlantic cod)
Lineage: Eukaryota; Metazoa; Chordata; Actinopteri; Gadiformes; Gadidae
Gene: fam53c
Product: family with sequence similarity 53 member C
Exons: 5
Coding region: 661-2160 (499 amino acids)
Biological process (GO): protein import into nucleus
Cellular component (GO): nucleus
Source: RefSeq, a predicted model, not a curated record
CUCUGCUGGCACCGUAAACGCUAUUUAUGAAUCCCGAUCGCUCACGGGCGUGUGGACGCAAUUAAAACACUCGGAAUAAAACGACGCGGGGAAUUGAUUGUACGUAACGAUAUCUCCACACGCAACAUAACACUUUUUCGAUGGAGGUUUCAUAGAAAUGUAAUCGGACUCGACAUUCAGUCACUGGAAGAAAAAAAAAAACGGCAUCGGAGCAGACGAGCGGUACGGUGUUUUGCUUUUUUGAUACUAGGUCAACACACCCGAGACGCACAUUCUGUCCUGACACCGUGCGACCCGCUCAACUCCAAAUCGGUUAAUCCAUCCUAGCCGGUUCACCUCCGAACGGCAGCGGGUUCGACCAGGUGAGUUGUCGGGAGGGGACCGCUGCCUCCAAAAUGUCUUUGUGAUAGUGGGAGGGGCUACCUGUCCAUGAGGAGGAAAGGAGGAGGAGCCUCCAACUCUUAAGUCCCUCCCCGUCCUCCUGAAGACGGACCCAACGGACCGACACCUCCUAGGUCACACCUCUUUCCCUCCCUCCUUCCCCUCCUCCUCCUUCUCUCCCUUCUCUCUCCUUCUCCCGUCCGUUCUCCCCCCUCGGCCCGGUCUCUCCGCCCCCCCCCCCCCCCACCCCCCCACCCCCCCGGUCCCUGCCACCAUGCCAUGGUCCCACUUCUGGUGGUGGAGGGGUUGUGGAGCCAGACUCUGAGAGGGAACGCCGCCCAUCCUGGGGACAUCUACCUGUCCCGGCUGGACCCUAAAAACUUAACACAUUGCUGUUCCCCAGAUGGCUUGAUGCCAGAAAGCAGCUGUUGGCAGCUGUGCCCUCCCUCCAAACCUGGCCUGCAGGGGGGGUUACUGAGUUCCAGUUUCCCCCCUGGCCCUGUGCCCCUCAUGCCCCAGGACCCACACCUCCAAGAGGGGGGAGACCCCUUGGAUCCGUCCCCUCCGUUCCCCCAUCAGCACCCUGCCCUGGCGCCCAGCGCCUCCGCCUCUCAGCUGUCUCUCCCCGGAGCGGUGGCGGCCCCGCCCGGGCCCGGGCCCCCCCCUCCCCCGCCCCCGCCGCCCAAGCGCCACUGCCGCUCGCUCUCGGUGCCCGAGGACCUGUCGCGCUGCCGCUACACGUGGCGCCCCAGCGCCUCGCGGGUCUGGACCCCCGUCAGCCGCCAACAGUACCACGGCGGCGUGGGCAUGGCCGGGGGCGGCGCCAUGGGCGGGGGGGGCGCGGGCAUGGGGGGCGGCGGCGCGGCGGGGCCCUGCCCGCUGCGCGCGCCCAGCUCCUCCCUGAACUCCUCGCUGCACUCCUCGUCCAGCCCCACCUUCUUCAGCCUGGCGCUGUCCCCGGACUCCCCGCUGCCCUGGAGCUUCCCCUGGGACCCCAGCGAGGCAGCGGGCGGCGGCGGCGGCGCCUGCUGCUGCUUCUUCCCCUCGCCGUCGUCCUGCUCCUCGUCGCCCUCGCCCCUGCACCCGCCGCCGCCGCCGCAGAGGCGCUUCUCCCUCUCCCCGGUGCUCAUCCGCGACUCGGCCGCCUCCACCGCCUUCCUCCCCCCGCCGCCGCCCGUGCCCUGCCACGCGGCCGUCGGGCCCCCGCCCCCGGCCGGCUGCCACACGGCGGCGGCGGCGGCGGCGGCGGCAGCGGCGGGGCCCCGGGCGUGCCCGGCGGUGCCCGCCUCGCCCUCCUCGGCCUGCAGCACGCCGUCGUCCCUGCGCCGCGCUCUGCCGCCGCAGCUGCCCCGCUGCCACUCCCAGCCCUGCGACCUGCUGCUGCUCAAGCCCGGCCUGAAGCGGCGCCGCGACCCCGACCGGCCCUGCGCCCGGCCCGUGCUGGACUUCACCAAGAUGACCCAGACGCGUAGCAUCGACCCCCACUGUUUGGAGCGAGGCGGGGGCAGGCUGGCCUGCGGCGGGGACAUAUGCAUGGGCCUGGACCCCUUCCUGGGAGACUUCCGGGGCUCCUGCUCCCCGGCCGAGGGCCUGGGCCGGACCAGCAUCGGCCCGCUCAGCGAGAGCGACGAAGAGUGCGGGGAGGAGGACGACGAGGAGGAGGACGACGACGACGGCGGCGGCGGCGCGGUGGACAAAGGGGAGCGCGAGGCCGCCCUGCAGGCCGUGUUCGAAAGGGAUUGUACAGAACUGGACUUGAACAUGAUCGAGGAGAACUGACCCUCGUCUUUGUAUAUUGGAAGGUCUUUUACUUUGGUUCCUUUCUUCUUCUUCUACUUCUUCUUCUGUUUCGCCGAGUAUAAGUUAUCGCCUCCUCCCCGCUCCCGUUCCUUUUUGGUUUCUUUUCCUCCUCUGUGAAUCACAUCGCGCAAAAAAAAACAAAAAACACUCGAUUCCCCCCCGGGGUCGCACCAGGGUGAUCCGCAUAACGCCAAUCAGCAGGGCUCUCAGGAACAACGCCUUCUCUCAUUGGAUGAGCUGGAGUUAACCGCGGCUGAUUGAUGACAACGGUUAUGAUUUGACUACCGCCACCACCACCACCACCAUCGUUAAACUCAGUGCUGGGUCUUGGCGUUUGUAAACCCCCUGGGAGCCGCCCGUGAAAGAGAUGGUAAAUAAUAGCCAGGGCUUAGAGACGUAAAGAACACCGGUCAGCUUAUACGUUCAACAUUAAAUGAAUACCUUGACAUUUGAGAAUCUCGUCGCAUUAAUUUUUUGGCUGAAUUAGUGUCACAUGAGGACUGGCGAGUCAAAGCUUGCUUUUCUGUGAUUUACCUCGAAAAACGUCACCCUGGUAUUGUUUUUCGGGAAUUGUAGAAUGACAAAUUGAGACCAAUUCGAGGAACCGCGGCUGUCGGUCGAAUGGCGGCAUGGCGUUUUGUUUCCUAAUGUUGCAGACGAGUUCACAUCGUCAAGGUUUCCAUUUAAUAAUUAGUGGUGGUUGGUGUCCAGUACUCGUGGACGCUACCACACUCCGGCUAGUCACCAGACUGCACUGUUACCCUGUCGUAUUCUCCAGUAUCGCCAUGCCACCGACCUUACGAAGUAAGCCUAGGAAAACCCUGACACACCCCAUUACAGAAUUCAUCAAAAUGCUGCAGAUGAAACCUAAACCUCCAGGCCACAUAGUGCACUUACUAUUCAAUUAAACGUGUCAGGUGCUUAGUUUUUUUUAUUGAAACUUAAAAGAACUGGGUAUGCUAUAUCAAUUAGCGUGGUAAUCGGUAAGAGAAAUUCUCUUUUAAGAAGCAUGUGACGUAACGUAUGUAUGCACAGUCCUUACAAAAAAAUAAUAAAGUGCAUACGCAUUAACGCGUCAAAUAAAACUAGGUUAAUUUAAGAUUUGCAUGACUGUAAACUGAUAGCUGAAGCUAGCACUAAAAUGACGGACGUCAAUGAAAGUUGACAUCACAGCACUAGCAUAAAUGACAGGGGUAGAUAUUAUGUAAGGUGUAGUCCCUUAGGUUCAGAGCAGAGCCCAUACCACCACAGUCUUAAUAGGUUAUCUUGCCAAUAUCUGAAAUGGUGUUUGCCAGAUCACACCAGUAGUGCUUAUAGGUUUGAACCUUCACAAUUGCUAGAAUCCUGCCCAUAACAUAAAACCAGAUGAUCUUCAUUAUUCCCAUACAGGAAAUAAGGGGAAUCAGGACUGCAUACCAGGUGGGAUAACUGGAGGAAUAAUAUUAUAAUUAGUAUAAUAAUUAUUGGUAUACAAAUUAUAAUACCAAAUCAACAGUAAGCAGGUUUUCUGGACGAAGAACUUGAUGGGUAAAGGCGUUGGCAUGGCGAUACCUGGGAUAGCGUUGCAGUUUGGUAAGACCCAACAAGGCCCCACUGAGUACAGGUAGUCACUGACGCUGUUGUUCCAUGUGAGUGUACACACAUUCCUUUACCAGUAGCUCCCAAACAGUGCUGUUGAAAAAGUCUGGAUGGUGCAAGCGGCUGCUACAUUCAUUUACAGUGUGUGUGUGUGUGUGUCUGUCCUACUCGUCAAACUGAGCAGAGCCCUGAUUUCUAGAAUCCCCCCUCACCCUAAGUCAUCGCUUUAGCCCUAACCCUGCUAUUGAACCCAAAUGAACACCCCUAACCAAAACACCACAAAUAUGAACAUGAUUCAAUUGACUAAAAACCAAUCUUGACGCUAUCAAAUUAAUGUUCCAUCACUCGAUCCCCAAGAUGAGCUGAAACAAUAGCUAGACGUAGCCAAAUAGCUUGAGAUGGAUUGCUUUAUCGCACAGCCAUGGUUAUCAGUCAAUGAAAGAUGCUUUGCAUAGUUACAGAAAUCCACAGUACUGAAAAUGUCUUAAGCAGGAUGAUGAAAUGCACAAAUCAAUCAUAUGAGAGAGCUCUUCUGCACUAAAACCAUGUGUUGGCCCCCACCACAUGGAAAGUAAAACCUCAUUAGGAAUCAAAUGGAUGAACAUGGCUGUGUUGUUGAGUCAUAGCCCCCCCCCGAAACAUCCUUAGAAGUAUUUUUCAAUUUGAAAUUGAGAUUUCAUUGAUAUCUGCCACCAGCUCUAAACAUGUUUCUGCAUUAUUUAUUUAUUUGCAAACUUGCAUAGAAAAGCAGUUUCUGUCCUCACUUGCAGAAGUGAUUUUUUAGCUUGAGAAAAUAAAAGUAUACAGGAAUGCUCCGAAUAUACAUACUGUCUGUUCUUGGAGAGGUACAACGAGAGGACUUCCAUAUACUUCAUUUCAGCAUUGUUGCAUUGGAUUGGAUACAACUAUCUACUAAACAUCUGACAUAUGGCUACCUGUUCUGAAACAUUGGAGCAGGUUGAAUAAGUUAAAAACGCAGUGGGAACUCUUUCGGCCUUAUACCUCGUUACUAUGCCAGUCGGCUAGCCACAGGGAAACUGUCUAGUGGUAUUUAAACAGUAGGGCAGUAGUGGGACAUCCUAACUGCAGCGAUCAUCCCACCUACGGACGAGGCAGGAUUCAGCAGAGUAGUCCUGGCUGUCUUACAUAGACGAUACCUUCUCCGCAGCCAAGGGGCAUACAAACCUCUGUGACCCAGUGUUUAAAAGGUUGACUUCCGGCGGGAGCCCCCCCCUUUAUCGCCCCCCCCCCCACACACUGAUAACAAAGCUCAGAUGUUUUAUUGCAACCAACCCCUUCCCUGGUGGUUUUUGACAUGACACACAUGAGCUCCAGUUUGAAUGCUACCACAAUGUUGAUGCAUUCUGUUCGCUACCAUCUGAUAGUUACCUGAGUGCAACACAGUGUCUGAACACCACAAUCUUCUUUUCUGGGGAAGACUGAGUAGAGACGGUGUGUACAGAACCAAGUGAUGGAGGCUGACGCCAUUAGACUCAACACAUAUUGUAUUUAUAUUUACAGGCUGAGGGCCAGACCUGGGGCUGAGUGGAUUCAGGGAUUCCUAGGCCCAGGGUUUCUGUUCCGCCUGGGGCAUACUCUUGUUUAGAUACAAAAGAAGAAUAUUAAAAUGCAUGUUCAAAAAGUCAAAUUCAAGAAAAAUUAUGAAAGAUUACUUUUCUGAUCUACUGUCAACUACGUUUUCAAAAAGAUUAUGGGUGGAAAAAAAUAAACGUUACCAGAUUUUCAAAUAAUU